AUGGUAACACUGAAUGUCUCCGCUGCAGGACGCGUCUCCCUCGCGCGAGGGUUGCCCAUAACCGUAACUUUUGCAGACAAGAAGCCUGAGGAGGUCACCGUCGCAGAGGUCAAAGCAGCUGUCGCCGCCAAGUUUCCGCGACUCUACCCAGCACGUCAGAAAUUGACUGUCAAAGGAGAGAAGAAGGCGUUGGAUGAUGAUGUCACAUUAGAGGAUGCAGGGAUUACGGACGGCGCGGAAGUGACCGUCAAGGACUUGGGUCCGCAGGUGGGCUGGCGCACCGUAUUCUUAGUUGAAUAUGCUGGACCUUUGAUUAUACACCCUCUGUUCUAUUAUAAUCCCGGUUUCUGGUACGGGGCUCUUGUUCCGCAUAGUCUCCUACAGAAGACAGUAUACACGCUGGUGCUCCUCCAUUUCAUAAAGCGCGAGCUGGAAACCUUGUUUGUGCAUCGUUUCUCGCACGGGACCAUGCCUUUCUUCAACAUCUUCAAGAACUCUGGCCAUUAUUGGGCCCUUAGUGGUGUAGCGCUGGCGGCUGCAAUCUACAGCCCAACGUACGAUGAAUACUCUCGAUACAUGCGCGGCUCAAUUCGGAGUGAUCCUCGCUUUAUCGGCGCGUGUGUUACCCUUUGGCUGUUUGCUGAGGUCUCUAACCUGCAUACCCACCUAACCCUUCGUUCCCUUCGGCCCGCCGGAACGAGGCAGCGGGCGAUACCAACUGGCUAUGGCUUCGACCUUGUGUCGUUCCCAAACUACUUUUUCGAGAUCUUGUCCUGGGUCGCUAUCGCCGCUAUGACGGGGAGCUAUGCCGCUUGGGUCUUCGUUGGCGUUUCGUCGUAUACUAUGUCCAUAUGGGCAUUGAAAAAGCACAAGGCCUACAGGAGAGACUUCGGCAAUGAGUAUCCCAAAAAUCGCAAAGCUAUAAUCCCCUUUGUCAUUUGA
Molecule: messenger RNA, 942 nt
Organism: Postia placenta MAD-698-R-SB12
Lineage: Eukaryota; Fungi; Basidiomycota; Agaricomycetes; Polyporales; Adustoporiaceae
Exons: 7
Coding region: 1-942 (313 amino acids)
Biological process (GO): very long-chain fatty acid biosynthetic process
Molecular function (GO): protein binding; oxidoreductase activity, acting on the CH-CH group of donors
Source: RefSeq, a predicted model, not a curated record